AAAACCAAAACAAGACACGCAAGAUGUUGCACAACUUGGGUGAAAUAAUGGCAAAACUCAACAGUAUAAAAGUCACAUUUAGCCGCUGUUCUUUAGGCUUAAAGUUAAAGGAAGGGCGUAGCAGCAACCGUGCCGACCGGAGGAGGAACCACUGUCGUCAUCUUGAGUGGCAUCCUAGCUGACACCAUUUCAUCACAUCAGGACAUCAGCGCAGUCGACGACAAGGAUAACAUGUCUCGUAACAAGCAAGAAGAACGCUUUGGCCGGGUGACCGGUCACACUCUGCGACGGAGUCCCAUGUCGCACCACUUCAGAGAGCAGUUUGUAAUAACAAAGAGGACGCACGGCGGAAUGGAAUACGAAGACAUCAACGGACAGUUUCAGGAGGUAGUGAGCGAUGGGGGCUUGCGUGGAUCCAGGGAUAUGGUCUACUCUCUGAAUAAGCAGAAGCGAUGGGAAAUCCCGAGCCUCUUGAAAGAGAGCAUCUGCAAUGACAAGGACGCCCACGAGGAGCUGGACUUCAAGGUCCUACUGGUGGAGCGACACCUGGACGCCCACGAUGUCUUUAAGCCUGCCUGCACUGGCGUGUACGAAUCCAAGACCUCCCGGCCAGAGCGGCUGCCUAAGCAGACCUACGCCCAUGCCUGGGACCUGCGUGGACGGGACCGCAGCGACGCCGCGACUGAAGCCGUCCGCAGCCGCAUCCACAAGCUGCGCUGCGCCAAGAACCGCGGCGGGAAGAAGGUGGACUGGAGGGGGCUGCUGGAUGCGCUAGAGGAGAGGAUUCGGGAGGAGGGGCAACAAUUGGAUGAGGCGGAGGAGAGGACACCACAGCUGCAUUACGAGGUCGGGUACGGCCGACCCGAGAACAAGUACCCAUGGAGGCCGGAGAUGAAGAUGAACACCGUGACAUCCAACAAAAGGUCUGCAAGCACCAAACAGAGACAUAGAGCCACCACCACAUUCUACAUGGAAGACGUCUACGAUACGGAGGACUGCAUCCAAGAUGACAUCUAUGAGGAGGUCCUAUCUCACUCGGAGGCAGAUUCGAAUCUCCAAGAUGAAGCCAUCGACAGUGGCUUGAUGAUCAGCGAGGAACGACCAAGGCAGACGCUGGGAGAUGCUCUGUUUGCCACCACGAAGAAACCGAAGCAGAAGAAGCGACGAAAACAGAGCGACAUGGACAGACAUCUGUCAAAGGAGGGAGUCGAUAGCAACCAGGGCACGUCAAAGGCCAAAGUUCAGCACAAGGGUCGUGUUGUCUAUGACCCCGAGGGAGCUAAAUAUAAGCCCCGACCCAAGCCGCAACGUCAGAGAGGCCAACCCCGCACAAGGGCGACUACUGGUGCCCAGUCACAAGCCAUUGCUCAGUUACAAGAGGAUUUGGUUGCAGACAAGUGCCAACUGCCCUCCACGUGCCUUCAACUCGACCAAGAGUCUGUACAACCAUCAAGGCUUGAGGCAGACUUCGGCAGGGCAUACGCUGAGGCCCAGUGCAGGCCAAGGAGGUUUGCCAUCCAAGUCGGGGAAGACGAUCUUUCAAGCGAUCCUAGAAACAAAGUGUACCUUCUGUUUGAAUGCUUGGACGAUGAUCCCACGACCGUCGAGUGCACAGACUCAGUGGAGGCGGAAUCGUGGCAAGUCGUGAAGACAGGAGUGCAUGUGAGGAUGACAGUGUACGGCCUGAGCGAUCAAGUUCUAGUCACCACCAAGCAAAUGUCAGCUUCUUUUCCGUCGGAUACCAUCAUUUCUACCCCGGACGUCAUCAAGUACAUGCAGGAUGAGCUCACAAAGUCUGCCGCUAGCUGGGGCAGAACGGGGGCGCAGGUUGUAAGCUCCCGAUCCAGACACAAUUCUGCAGACAUCCCGACUGUGAGGGAAGCGCUGGGUUGGAACUGUCGAUUGAGCACGGCGGAUGAGGCUUAUAGUGAGAUUACUAGCAGACAGACACUUGAGCCGAGUUGCGACAAGGAGAUCCAGGAAACAUCAACCUCAUCCGACGAAUGCGGAAUCUGCUACGAGAUCCUGUCUCUUCCAGCUGGUGCAACACCGUCCUCGCUCGGCAGUUUGGAGGGCACCCUCCUCUCCCCCUGCGGGCACCGUUUCUGCAACGAUUGUUGGCGCCAGUACCUGAGGUCAGGGGUCAAGCAGGGAGCCACAGACAUCACAUGCCCUGAGUACAAGUGCAAGACGCUUGUGGACCCCGUCACGACCAUGGCUUUCCUUAGCCCCGCCCUGUUCCAUGCUCACUACAGGCGUGCCAGGGACACCACCUUGGCCCGCUCGGCCGAGUGCCACCGGUGCCCGAACGCACUGUGUGGUCGCGUGGCACGUCUGGAGUCCGACAGUGGAUUGUCAUCAUCAUCGUCAACCUCGUCAUCAUCAUCGUCAUCGUCGCUCUCAUCGUCAUCGUCGUCACUGUCAUCGUCUAUAAGCAGCGAAACUUUGAUGACGAAGAUGAUGACAGUCCGAUGCGAUUGCGGUUGGCUGUGGUGCACAGAGUGCAAGGAAGAGGGACACUGGCCGGCUUCUUGCCAGCAGGCCAGCAACUACCGCAAAGCCAUGAAGAAAACACUGGGCGAAAAAAAAGUACCCCUCAUCACUCAUGUGCAAGUGAAGCAGUGCCCUGGCUGCAGGACCCGCUGGGAGAAGAACGGCGGAUGUCCUUCCAUGAUCUGCGGCACGUGCAACCUCAACUUCUGCUGGCUGUGUCUUCGUAAAUAUAACAACCAUGACUACAGUCUAUGUGGAAAAUCAGUAGUUGGUCUGCAGGCAGUCAAACUCGACUACAGGGUCCACUCCAAAGACUAUCUGCUGGAGCUAGCCAUUGAGCACCACAAGUAUCGGCGCUGGAGCACGCUGAGAAAGGGCCGGUUUGCCCUCAGGAAGUUGGCUUCACGAUCGACCAUGGCUCAUAUCCAAGGCGAAAGGUCCACGACUAAGUUCCGCACGUCCCAGGUGAUGACUAUCGAUGUUGUCAUGGCAACCGCAUCAGCUGGCAAUCACCAGCCGCUGACGUGGGCUCGGACCAAGGAGCAACUCGAGAUGAUGAACAGGAGAGCUGAGGAGACGUUUGAGAUUGCUGCCUUCUGCCAUGAGUGUCAUUUUGUGUUGGAGCAUCUCGCUUUCCUGCUUGGUAGUCUGCCGCGUCGUCAGAGAAAGGCAAAAUGGUGGAGAGCCAUGGCGGAUCUCAGGUUUAUCGUGCAGAAUCUCCAGCAGACUCUGGAAAAUGUGCCCAACAUCAAGAUGGCCGACUCAGAGUCCACCAUGGACAGACUGUGCAGGCUGAUGCAUGCUGGGAAGGUGUUCCUGAGGAGGCUGGCACUGAGCAUGCCCAGUACACUGCCGCAAGGACGCAAGAUCAAGGAGUAAAUUUGUCAAACGGACUCUCAGAUUUUGCCAUCGGCCAAGUGCAGUAAACGGUGUCAAACAUAUUUCGUGACAGUUGAUUUCAUUUUAUCAUUUUGCAGAUCGUAAGUCAUUGAAAUUAAUUGUCU
Molecule: messenger RNA, 3497 nt
Organism: Patiria miniata (bat star)
Lineage: Eukaryota; Metazoa; Echinodermata; Asteroidea; Valvatida; Asterinidae
Exons: 13
Coding region: 232-3372 (1046 amino acids)
Biological process (GO): autophagy of mitochondrion; protein polyubiquitination; ubiquitin-dependent protein catabolic process
Cellular component (GO): endoplasmic reticulum; ubiquitin ligase complex; cytosol
Molecular function (GO): zinc ion binding; ubiquitin protein ligase activity; ubiquitin conjugating enzyme binding
Source: RefSeq, a predicted model, not a curated record